Messenger RNA from Penicillium argentinense, 351 nucleotides. RefSeq lists its product as uncharacterized. The transcript has a single exon. NCBI's taxonomy places the organism in Eukaryota, Fungi, Ascomycota, Eurotiomycetes, Eurotiales, Aspergillaceae. The record is from RefSeq and is a predicted model, not a curated record. The coding region runs from base 1 to 351 and encodes 116 amino acids.
AUGUCCUCAACCACCGAAUCCCUCCCCGACCGCUACAAACUGGUCUUCUUUGUCCCAACCGAAAACGCUGAGACAUGCAAAGAAGCCAUCUUCGCAACGGGUGCGGGCUCAUUCCCCGGCGAGAAAUAUACCAAAUGCUGCUUCCAGACUAUCGGGACGGGUCAGUUUCUUCCGAAUGAAGGGGCGAAUCCGGCUAUUGGGGCUGUUGGGGCUGUGGAACGCUGUGAGGAGGCGAGGGUCGAGGUUAUGUGUCUUGGGCGCGAGGUGAUGCUGGGCGCGGUGCAGGCGCUUGUACAGGCGCACCCCUAUGAGGAGGUUGCGUAUGAGGUCUAUCGGAUGGAGAACGUGUAG